AUGCCAGGACUUUUACACCUGCCGACCGAGGUUCUGACACUGAUCGUCGAGGAGGUCUGCAUCACAGCGGAGCUCGACAACCUGGGCCAGACUGUGACGGUGGAGCUAAAGUGCCCACCCGGGGACGUUGUGGAUGAAGGCGUGCAACGCCACCCAUCGUUGAACGCCCUUGGCGGUGCCCAGGUUGUUCGUUAUAGCGGCAGCCGUUCAGACAUACGGCACCAGCGUGAUCAGCUCGAAGCGCUCCUCGUGCAGCGAUUCAGGGAACAAAGCCUCGGCAGGGUUGUUUCCGACUCGUUCCUCCAUGGAGUGCACGGUUCGCACAGGCUGGAGGGUUUCUUCCAGAGCGUCCAGGCCGAGGCGAAUGAGCUGAUCCUCAACCACAGGCCCGACACUCGCUGCCUUCUCGCCUUGGCCUCAGCCUGUCGGCUGCUUCGAGCUUGUGCCGAGCCGUUUCUAUACAGGGUCGCCGACCUGUACUAUGGAAACCCGUGCGCUUACGCCGAGCACCUCGGACUUCUUCUGCGCUACCCGCACUUGACGAGGCAUGUUCGCCUUCUCUCCUUCAGCACUUUAGACGACGAGAAGUUCGAGAACGACCCUUAUGGCUUUCUACCACCGGGUCAGGGCCAGCUCGCCGAGGCAGUAGCUGGUCUAGUGUCACGCGACGGCCCAGUCUCAAGAGAGGAGAUCUGGCGAAGCCUUGGCCCCGAAAGGUUCGGCUCUCACGGUCUGCACCCAUCGAUGUUUCGUGCCAUGUUAUUAUUCCUUCUGCCAGAUGUACAGUCUCUAAAGAUUGAUCUGGCUUUCCUAGAAGAGGAAAGCUUGGCCGAGCAAACUCGUCGGGAGUGGCUGUUUCGCGCCUUGCUCCAAGAGCCCAACGACGUGUGGGCAGCGGGCAAGGUGCCCGCCCUGCGCAACUUGCAAGAGUUCUCCUUGAUACUGAGAGACCAUAGAGCUGGGAACGCAUUUGAUCCAAGGCUGCUACUGCCUUUCUUGCUGCUCCCAAAGAUGCGCACGUUCUACACCUCGCUACUUAAUACCGGCCACCAUUUCCUCCUCAUGAGUGAACGUGAGAGGUCACAAUGGUCAGGCAAGUCAGCAGUGACCGAGAUGAUCUUCGACUUCGUGACGGUCGAUGGCUUCACCAUAGACUCGCUCCUGAGACUCCCAAGCGCGUUAGAAAAGCUCACGUUGAACUCUUACGCUGCGCUACCCUCCGAAUGGGCCUUCGAUCCAACCUAUUGCGGAGAUACGUAUAAAAUAUUACUCGCAAAUCGAGUACUUUGGUACGCUCUCUGGCACCAGCGCCACUCUCUAAGAAGGCUGACCAUCCGCUGGGCCAAUAACCGCGCGGAAAAGCCGUUACCAAGCCUGAAGCCGUUCACGGUGCUCGAGGAGCUCACCGUCCCCCUUGCAAUGCCCCUGCACAACCGCGCUUGCGAGACCACUGCUCCCAGAUUGCGUCAGGUUACUAUUGAGCAUAGGGUGGAGGUUUCGGAUGGCCCUGCGUCGAAAUAUGAGCUCGACGCGGAGGCUGUCAUCAGCCUGGGAAGGCAGGUCGGCGUGGAGGUCCUGGUCGACUUCGUGGAGUACAAAGUGCCAGAAUUCGGUUUGUCUGACACGGACGAGGAAGACAACGAUUGA
Molecule: messenger RNA, 1647 nt
Organism: Diaporthe citri
Lineage: Eukaryota; Fungi; Ascomycota; Sordariomycetes; Diaporthales; Diaporthaceae
Exons: 3
Coding region: 1-1647 (548 amino acids)
Source: RefSeq, a predicted model, not a curated record